This is a messenger RNA of Schizosaccharomyces japonicus yFS275, 839 nucleotides long. RefSeq lists its product as hypothetical. Lineage: Eukaryota; Fungi; Ascomycota; Schizosaccharomycetes; Schizosaccharomycetales; Schizosaccharomycetaceae. The record is from RefSeq and is a predicted model, not a curated record. Bases 195 to 668 code for a protein of 157 amino acids. The transcript is spliced from 2 exons.
CAAAAAUCGCGUAUAUAAAUCAAACUUUAACGGAAACAAGCUUAUCAGAUAAUCUGUUGGACCCGUCCACCUGAGCCGUUAUGAGCGCCGUUUAACGAUUUAAAUCAAUCGAUUUAAGCACCAUUUUCUUGCAUUCUCCAACAAGUACAACAUACUUUUUUAUUUUUUUUGGUUCCUGUUCUUCGGGCUGUGAGAUGGGGUUUUAUCCGUUGAAGAAAAAGGGUGUUUGUUACACGCCGGAACAGUGGUUGCAUUACUCUAAUUACAAAAUGAACGAACAAGAAAUUCUUGAACGAAGAUUUGCGAAAAGAGAAACUCGACACCGUUCUCGGCCAUUACCGUCGACUCCCGUUGAAUCGCGUAGACAACGUAUCAUUGCUCCUGUGCCGCAAAAAGCGAAACAUGUUCACCGAAAACCCUGUCCUCCCCAAAACAUUGAGAAGGACGUCAAUAGACAUGCGACUGGAAAACAACAACUCGUCUCAGAACAAUCCUCUAAAGGCUUAAUAUCUUCGUGUUCGAUUUCUCUGGCCCUAUUCCGAAAGUAUCCGAUACUAGCAUAUGCCAGUUUUGUCGGAGCAGUGACUCUAUUUACAAAAAACAAGUGGACCAUUGCAGCACUUUCCUUCAUUACUGGUUAUGUUUAUUCGGCUUUUUCAUCAUCAUAACAAUUAACAAGAAAGAGAAGCGCUCAAGUAUGUGUCUCUUUCAUUCUCAGUGUACUCAUGUGCUCCUUCUGUUACAUUCAAUCUCUCAUACGUAUUCCUUUUAUAAUUUUGUUACCUGUUUUUGACUCACAUAUCUCCAAGUGUAUGAAUGAAAUGAACCUAUAUAUCAAG